AUGCCAUUCAUUUGUGUGACCGCGAAACGGUGGGAUGGACCGACGAAUAUUACGGGUCACACGGCGAUCAACGAGGAUGUGGUUUCCCUGUUGGAGGCUCGGCCGAAAAAAGCGACCGCUGAUGGGCCAUAUCGCUUCGAGACCCCGCAACCGCCAGUAAAAGUGCUCGACUGUUUGGAGGGUUUAGGUUUUCGCCUUGUCACGCAGACGCUCAACGCGAACACGUCGAGCAAAGCGUGGACGAUGCAGAAAUGC
Messenger RNA from Mesorhabditis belari, 255 nucleotides. NCBI's taxonomy places the organism in Eukaryota, Metazoa, Nematoda, Chromadorea, Rhabditida, Rhabditidae. The record is from the annotation of a GenBank genome assembly.